AUGGCCGACAUCUUUAUGAUAAUCGUGGCCAUUGUUGCCUUUGUCAUCCUCGCGGUGGUGGCAAUUUAUCUCAUGAUCAACUACCAACACCCAGAUGACAAAAAUGAAGCUUAUUUUCCUAAGUUUAUAGUAAUAGUGGGGAUCAUGUUGGCAGGAUUCACUGCCUUUUUGCUUCCGAUGGAUGUCGCAAAUAACGAUGGCUAUGCUGGAUGCACUGGUUAUGACACGGAUUUGUGCGGAGGUCUCGAUAUGGAACUGGUGUGGAGUAUUUUCUUCUGGUUGAUCCCAAUUUGGUGUUUCGUCCUCAUUCCAUUUGCCACAUUUUUCUACGAAGCCGACGAUGGUUUGCUUUUGAAUCCAGGAGGCGAAAAGCAAUCUAGAGUAAAGUCAGCUGUUGUAUGGACCCUUGGAACUAUCAUUAUUGUUGGCAUUAUUUUUGUGACCACAUAUUUCUUGUUCAGUGAGGCUCAAAUUCCUAUUAAGGCAUAUACUGCAAAGACCGUUGCUCAGGGUUUGACGGAACAAGAACGAGGAAGGAUUGACUUCCAAUCCACGGUACCAGCUGGUGUGAACUUUACUACUUCAUUCCUUGCGGAUUUUGAUGAAGGAGACCGCCUAUAUGCUUCAGGGCAAGUCGAUCUUGGCGAGCAAACGAUUCCUUUGAAAGUCAGUGCAACCACAUUCUUUGCCGGCCUCAUGGCCUGGUUGGGUUGGUUCUUGUUUGCUAUCUUUGGAGGUAUCGGAAUGUCUGCACUACCAAUGGAUUUGCUCCUAAGCUUCAGAAAUAGACCUAGAAAAAUGGAUGCUGCUGAAUAUGCGGAAGCGCAGACAUCGCUGAGAACAAGAGUUAAUGAACUUGUUGGUAUUGGAGAAAUGAUCAAGGUCGAACGUGAUGGACAGGCUCCAACCAAUACAUCGAAAAAUCCAUUCAACAAAGAAAAGAGAAAGGAAAGACAGGCACUUAACGAGUUCAAAUCGGCAGUCUUCCUCCUGGAACAAGAUGUCCAAGACUUUCAAGCCUGUACUUCGGAGUAUGAAAAAACCAAUCCUCUUGUCCCAUGGAUCUCCCUGAUUUUUGGCUUCUUUUCAUGCAUCAUCUCGCUGUUUUGGCUUAUCCACAUUUGUGUUUACGUUCUACCCGCAAAACCGAUCGCAUUGUUCCUGAACACCUACUUCGCCUGGUUUGAUGGAUGGUUCCCUCUCUUUGGCGUGUUGAGUGUUGCCAUUUUCACUCUAUACAUGCUUUUUGCGGCCAUUAAAGGGUGUUUCAAGUUUGGAAUGAGAUGUGCUUGCAUCCAACUUUACCCUAUGAUCGUUGGAAAGACAUACAUGUCUGCAUUCCUAUUCAACGUUGGGUUGGUGUUGCUAUGUUCUCUGCCUGUGGUUCAAUUCUGUGCCACCUCUUUCUCCUCGUAUGCAAGGAACUCAACAAUCUUUAGAAUCUUUGGGGUACAAAUUGAAAACUUGGGGUUCUUUGGCGUCUUCUGGAAGAACAAUAUCUUCACAUACAUCUUCUUGGUAUGGAGCCUUUUGUGUAUGAUAUAUUUAUGGUGCAAACCAAAGGAUGGACCACCAUCCUCUGACGCCUUGAGAGACCGACUCAAGUCUCGAACAGCGUAA
Cylindrotheca closterium is the source of this 1620-nucleotide messenger RNA. NCBI's taxonomy places the organism in Eukaryota, Bacillariophyta, Bacillariophyceae, Bacillariales, Bacillariaceae. The record is from the annotation of a GenBank genome assembly.